This is a messenger RNA of Clunio marinus, 360 nucleotides long. NCBI's taxonomy places the organism in Eukaryota, Metazoa, Arthropoda, Insecta, Diptera, Chironomidae. The record is from the annotation of a GenBank genome assembly.
AUGUGUACAACCAAUCUACAUAAUAAAAUUGCUUACAUUUCUGCACAAGGAUUAUUUCCACAGCAUUUUCCGGGUAACGUUACAGUCUACAUUCGAAUAAUUUUUCUCGCAAGUACGAGUCACGACUUCGCCCAAAAAAGUCUUUUUCUCUUUUAUUUUUUGUUAUCUUCACCAUUCAUUUUCACGUUCAUGCCAUUAAGUUUUAUUGCACUUUCUCUUAAAAUCCUCAUGGUGUUUACCAUUAAAAUAAACAAAAAUGAAAAUCAUUUGAGGAUGACAGAAGGUCAAGAAAGCUUUUUUGUUCAAUCGCAAUCCCAAACAAAAAGAAUCAUAUUUGUAAUCAAAAUAUCUACUAGAUAA